Molecule: messenger RNA, 393 nt
Organism: Sarcophilus harrisii (Tasmanian devil)
Lineage: Eukaryota; Metazoa; Chordata; Mammalia; Dasyuromorphia; Dasyuridae
Product: interleukin-22-like
Exons: 5
Coding region: 1-393 (130 amino acids)
Cellular component (GO): extracellular region
Source: RefSeq, a predicted model, not a curated record
AUGGAUCUGGUUCUGACAGGGUGUGGGGGAGGCAUUCUGGCCAGUGAUGCCGAUGACGAUACCACCACUCGAUUCAUAGGCCAUCUCAUAGUAAAAGAUGUCCAAGAAACAAAUCGCUGUUAUGUGAUGAAGGAAGUUCUGAACUUCCAAUUGAGGGAAGUGUUGUUGUCUUAUGAGCAAAAAUAUGAGAAAUACAUGCGAGAUGUGUUGCCCUUCCUGAAUAAUGUGAAAAGCAAGCUAAGUAGCUGUACUAUGAAUGGUGAUACCAGCAAAGUCCACAGAAGAAUUGAUGAUAUGAGAAGCAAAGUGAAAAAGUUGGGAAAGCAUGCAGUGAUAAAAGCAAUGAGUGAGAUGGAUCUGAUGUUCCUGUACCUACGAAACUAUUGCAGUUAA